GAAUUAUAAACUGCAGUGGGUGCUUGCUCAGAUGACCAUCCUCAAAAAAGCGCCGCCCAUUCUCGCAUGUGAUAGUUCUCAGGAAUUGUUGGCAUUGGGGAUGGAAUCGAUCCAACAACUGUGGAAAAGCAACUGACAUGAAUGAGUGAGGCUGAGUGAACAUGUGGAAGAUAUCGCAUUCAUUUGGAAGCGAUUCUUCUUUGUUGGAACUUGGAACGCGUGCGAAGUCAUCCCCGUUUAGCACCUAACAGGGGGUGUCAACUGAAAGCGUCACGUCUGAGAGGCUGCCAGCAACCUCAAAUUGUUGGCACUUCACCACAUUUUUGUUGGUUUUCUUCCCUCCAAACUGCCAUGAACUCUGACAAAAACCCGUGGAAGAUGAUUUUCCUCUACAACCCUGUCGUAUUGGGGGUCCAUGCUAGUCGGCAGGGGGGUACACCCCAAGAGUGUUUGUUGCGCGAUGGUUAAUGAUUGGAGGUGAGACUAAGUGACUAAGCGCCACAUCCUCAGAGCAGUGAAACACACCCAAAAACAUGUUUGCUUUCAAUCUUGCCCAUCUCUAACACCUGCGUGGGCCGCAAAAAGCGGCCAUGAAUGCAGUGAUUUGAAAGGAGACGUCAGUAGUUUUGAAUGGGGGUCCAAUGGAAUUCUGAAUACUUGUGCCAUCUACUUUAUGAGCUCGCUCAUUUGCAGAGGCAUGCCGAACGCCUGAGGUCUUUGAAUCCUUGUUGCAGCUCGGGCCGCACAAAAAAUAUCUAGGCCCAUUGGGGUCUCCGUUCGCCUGAGCCUGCAAUCCUGAGAAGUGGGUAGCUUGUGUGGUUGUGCAGCUUGGGUAAAACAAAUUUCCAAGAGACCCCAUACAGAACCUAUCAACUCAGUCCUCCAAGAUCCCAAAAGCAGCAUCUUCAGCAUCAUGUUUCUGGAAGGCAUUAUAGGUUGUUAUGGUGUUUUGUGUCAAAACACUGCUGCGUCCAGUACUGAAUCCUCUGGAAUCAUCCCUCGAUGUUCCCAGGAUUGGCUUCCAAUCUAGGCCUCUAAAAAUCUGGUGCUGUUCUUCGUGCCCGAUGAGUUGAUGAGUGGAGAUCAUCCAAUUUGUGGACCAAAGACGGCUUGAGCACAACUUAAGACAAAUGAAUUCAGCAAGAUUGAGAACAUACUUUGAUAAUGUCAACAAUGUUCAAUACCUUUCGACACCAAAGAACAUGAAGGACUGAUGGGCUUUUAGAAGGGCCCCAGAAUCCCACCCCAACGCGCCGACAUGUGCCGACAUGGACCGAACCGCCCAGCAGACACCUGCUCAGGACCACGUUCAUUUUGGUCUCUGUAGGGACCAUGCUCUUUGCUUCCGUCCAAUCGAUUUGCGUGGAGAUUGUGCAGCGCAGGAGAGACUUGAACAUGGAGGGUGAUGUUUGAAAGUCUUGUCAAGCAAGACAUUGCUUUCUUUGAUGGCACCAUGACCGGCCAGCUGACCAGUCGGAUGACCAACGAUGUGGCGGCCGUGGUGCAGCCGGUGCGACAGAUCAUGAACACCUUCUUGACGUCCAUCCUCCGGCUAGUUGGGGGUCUCUUUAUGUGCUUGUUCACCUCAUGGAAGCUGACAGUCUUGGCAGCCACCAUGAUCGGCCCUGUGGUCUACCUCACUGGGGUUUACGCCCGCUGGUCGAAGCAAGUGAACAUGAGCAUCCGCGUGUCCAUGGCCGACGCCAACGCGGUCUCCACGGAGGCCCUGCGCAACAUCCGCACCGUGCGGUCCUUUGGCGCCGACCUGCUGGAAGUGACCGCCUUCCGACAGCACAUGGACACGGCGCUGAAGAAUGGCAUGAAGGACUCCUAUGCCUCUGCGGGUGUCACGGCCAUCACACAAUACGUGGACUUCGCAGCCACCAUCCUAAUCCUCUGGUAUGGCGGCUACGCUGUGCUGGGGUAUGGGCAAACGGAUUUGCAGAUUGGGAAUCUCAUCACCUUCAACCUCUACUGGAACAUGCUGAAUGAUACUGCGACCACCAACCUCAACGGCAUGCUGAACACCUUGGUGAAGGCAGCAUCUGCUGCCCAACGUGUGUUUGAAAUCAUUGACUUGGAACCAGAUAUUCCAGCAGAUCAGGGCGAGAAGGGCAUGGAUGAAGGGCCCUGCAGCAUCUCUUUUCAGGAGGUGAAAUUCUUCUAUCCCAUGCGCCCGGACGCCAUGGUCUUGAACGGCCUGAGCUUCACCGUAGGUGCGGGUCAAACGGUGGCCAUGGUGGGCAAGAGUGGCGCAGGGAAGAGCACGUUGGUGGGUUUGAUGUUGCGCUUCUACGACCCCAAGGGCGGCGAUGUACUCCUGAAUGGAUGCCCGCUGACGGAAUACAACUUGCGGCUCUACCGGAAGAAAGUGGGAGUGGUGUCUCAGGAUACACAGGUCUUUUGCCGAUCCAUCUUGGACAACCUGACCUAUGGGCUGGAAGGAGGCGAUGUGCCCUCCAUGGAAGAGAUUGAGAAAGCGGCAGAAGCGGCAUCUGCCAACGAUUUCAUUCAACAAUUGGAUGAGAAGUACAACUCCAUGAUCGGCGAGGGUGGCACCCGCCUGAGCGGCGGGCAACGGCAGCGCGUGGCGAUCGCCCGGGCCUUGCUCCGGCGUCCCAAGCUGCUGCUACUGGACGAGGCCACUUCGGCGCUGGAUGCGGAGAACGAGGGGAAAGUGCAGAAAGCCUUGGAUGACUUGGUGCACUCGGUUCAUGGCAACUGCUCGGUGGUGCUCAUCGCACAUCGCCUGUCCACAGUGAUAGGAGGCUGAUAAGAUUGUGGUCAUGGACAGUGGCCUCGUGGCCGAGGAAGGAACUCACGAGGAGGGACGCUCCUGCGGAAUGACCACAUCUAUGCUGGUUUAGUGAAGAGGCAAUUGGCCAAGGAAGCCAAUGUAGUGGGCGAAGGUGGUGAGGCUGAAGGAAAGGGUCGGAUGAAAGGCAAGAGGAAGAGCAAGGCUGAGAAGGCGAAGCAGUCGGAGGAGGCGCCAGACGCGGAUUCCGCGGAUCAUGCUGGUCGACCCACCUCUCCGGACUCUGAGCCCUGAGCAAUCCUUCGGACUGUCAGCCGGCGACGAGUCGCCCCCUCGGCGUCUCGGAAAGAAAUGUUCAAAGACUUCUGUUGGAUUUGAGUUGGAAGUGC
Durusdinium trenchii is the source of this 3144-nucleotide messenger RNA. The record is from the annotation of a GenBank genome assembly. Lineage: Eukaryota; Dinophyceae; Suessiales; Symbiodiniaceae.